Molecule: messenger RNA, 927 nt
Organism: Herpailurus yagouaroundi (jaguarundi)
Lineage: Eukaryota; Metazoa; Chordata; Mammalia; Carnivora; Felidae
Product: 40S ribosomal protein S27-like
Exons: 1
Coding region: 136-396 (86 amino acids)
Biological process (GO): translation
Cellular component (GO): ribosome
Molecular function (GO): structural constituent of ribosome
Source: RefSeq, a predicted model, not a curated record
UCCUAAUUCAGCAGAGUGUUUGACACAUGUAAGUAUCAAUUACAAAAGAUACUUAUUUUAUCUUCUCUCUUGAGUGAUUUUAAAUUAAAAGUAUUAUCAUUUCUACCUCUAUGCAAGAGUACUAACAAUGUAUGUAUGCGCCUGUGCGGAUGUGACAAUCUCCCCCGCAACAACAUGCCCCUCACGAAGAAUCUCCUCAAUCCCUCCCUACGAGAGGAAAAGAGGAAGCACAAGAAGAAGCGCCUGGUGCAAAGCUCCAAUUCCUACUUCAUGGACAAGAAGCACCCACAAUGCUAUAAAAUCACCACUAUCUGUAGCCACGCACAAACAGUUUUGUGUGUUGGCCGCUCCACUGUCCUUUGCCAGCCUACAGGAGGAAAAGCAAGGCUUAGAUAAGCAUGUUCCUUCAGACUGAAGCAGCACUAAAACCACGCUAAAUCAUCAUGAGGGGAAAACCAUCCCAAUAAACACAUUUUGGAUACAAAAAAAAAAGUAUGUAUGUGUGUAUAUAGAUUUUUUAACUAACCAUAUACUUUAACUAAAUAAAACAGUUUCUAAAUCAGCACUGUUUAUAUUCUCCAAAUAUUUUACUCUCAGUGAUUAAAUUUUCCAAGUCUCACAUUUUCUUAUAUAAAAUUUUCUUAAAUUUCAGUGGCUCUUCUAGAAAAGCAGUUGGGUAACCUAGAGGUCACUUUGUAGCUCUUAGGUCUCAACUUGUACAUCUGGAAAAUGUGGUCAGGGAAAAUGUAAACACUUGUUAAUUCUCAGUGACGAAUAGGUGAAAGUUUGUUAUAAAUGAUUUUCUCUGUGCUUUUCAAUAUAUAAAAUGUUUACCAAAAAGUAGGCCAAGAAUCACUUCUAUAAGGAAUAAUCAAUAAAUGGUAUUAUACACAUUUUAUGUAAUAUUUUAAAGCCUCUUUUAAGAAA